AUGAAGUUACUCAUCUUCCUCACAGUAACCUUGGGCACACUUGUCACGGGACUAGAGUGUGCUUAUAGCUGGAAGUACUACAAGCUGUAUAAGCGCAGAUCAGAAUACAAGGAAUGCCCUUGUUUGAAUGGAGGAACAUGCAUUACCUAUUAUCUCUUUAGUGGAAUUGGUCGUUGCAUAUGUCCAGAUGGAUACGCUGGGAUUCACUGUGAACUAGACACUGACAGCACAUGCUAUACUGAGAAUGGGGAGGACUACAGAGGGAUGGCAACAGAAGAGAAAUGUCUGCCAUGGAACUUGCCCUCACUAAUCAGGAGAGGUCGUUACCACGCUUACUCAGAGAAUGCUUUGCAGCUUGGGCUGGGCAAACACAGCUACUGCAGAAACCCAAAUGGAAGGAGCAGGCCCUGGUGUUACACCAAAAAGGGAUCUGCUGUUCAAGAAACACCUUGCAACAUAGAGAAGUGUGGACCUACAUGUGGUCAAAGGAGUAUCAGCAAGACCUUCAAGAUUGUUGGUGGAAGGCAGGCAGAGGUUGAGUCUCAGCCUUGGAUAGCUGGCAUCUUCCAAACCAUACGGGGCAUGGACCACUUCCUGUGUGGAGGCAGCCUCAUCGACCCUUGCUGGGUGCUCACAGCAGCACACUGUUUCCACACUCUGUCAAGAAGGCCAAUAAACAAAUCUGUCUACAAAGUCUUCCUUGGAAAGUCCAUACUGAAUGUUACUGAUGAUAAAGAACAAGUAUUCAUGGUUGACGAGAUCAUCUCUCACCCUGACUUCACAGAUGACACAGGUGGCAAUGAGAAUGAUAUUGCUUUGAUAAGGAUAAGGACAACUUCUGGACAGUGUGCAGUAGAAUCCAAGUAUGUCAGAACAGUCUGCUUGCCAGAGAGGAACCUUUACUUAAAAGAGAAUACCCACUGUGAAAUAGCUGGCUAUGGAAAACAAGAUUUUUAUGACAUCUUCUAUGCUCAAAGACUGAUGUCAGCCACUGUGAACUUAAUAUCACAGAGAAAAUGCAAAUAUGAAUACUAUGACCAUAUUAGAGUUACUGACAAUAUGGUCUGUGCUGGGGAUCCCAUGUGGCAGAUUGAUGCCUGCAAGGGAGAUUCCGGUGGCCCCAUGGUCUGUGAGCACAAUGGCAGGAUGAUGGUUUAUGGAAUUGUCAGCUGGGGAGACGGCUGUGCAAAGGAAAACAAGCCUGGUGUUUACACCAGAGUUACUCAAUACCUUAACUGGAUUGACUCCAGCAUGAAUGGGUUAGCUGCCAAGAGUCGUUUUCUUCCUGAACCAAAGUGA
Cinclus cinclus is the source of this 1299-nucleotide messenger RNA. It is a transcript of the gene PLAU, whose product is annotated as plasminogen activator, urokinase. Lineage: Eukaryota; Metazoa; Chordata; Aves; Passeriformes; Cinclidae. Gene Ontology annotation, biological process: plasminogen activation; regulation of cell adhesion mediated by integrin. The record is from RefSeq and is a predicted model, not a curated record. Gene Ontology annotation, molecular function: serine-type endopeptidase activity. The coding region runs from base 1 to 1299 and encodes 432 amino acids. The transcript has 10 exons.